UGAUUAUUGAAACUGACACAUGUGAUGCCCAUAUGAUCCUGUGUUUUUACCUGUACAGGUGACUUUUCUACCUUCCCGACAAUGGCUUCGGACUUGGAGGAAGGCGCAGUGUUGUCAGACGUCCAUAUCGAUGUCCAUCCUUCCAAUCAGAAGUCCCACGGUGAGUUCACCCUUACCGUCUUCAACUUUACUGUCCCACAAUCUGACAACAACUCCAGCGAUUCUGAAGAUGAUUCAGAUUCUGAAGAAAUACGCGAACCAGAGGCAAAGUGUUUAAGAACUGCGGAAGAAACAGUAUGUGUGGAUGAAGAUGGCGAUUUGGUCUUACAAAGACGUAAAACAAAUUGUACAGAAAUGGAAGUCCAUAUCCAGCAUGCAAUGGCUACUCCACUAGACACAGUAGGACUACAAGUUUGGAGAGGGGCACUUCUAAUGUGUGACUUUAUUCUACACAACCAAGAUGUCUUCAAGUCUCACAGUAUCUUAGAGCUCGGAGGGGGCGUUGGUCUUGUGAGCAUCGUAGCUGGAGCUGUGGGGGCCUCCAAAGUCUACUGUACUGAUAUCGGAGACAGGCUUCUAGAACUAUGCAGGGAAAACGUCUCAAGAAAUGAGCACUUGUUCCAGCCACUCAGUGCUAGUGACAAGAAAGUGGUUGUUAAGAGGUUAGAUUGGUUGGAAGAAGAAUUCCAAAAAGUUGAUGAAACAGAAAAAAGUUGUGUGAAGUCACUGUCAGAGUGGACUAAAGCAGAUCUUGAGGAUUUAGAAAAAAAUGUUGACAUCAUACUCGCGGCAGAUGUUGCAUAUGAUAAUGAACUAACAGACGGGUUCUUUAAAUCGGUGUUUAAUCUCAUUACUUGUGGACAACCGAAGACACUGUAUGUAGCACUUGAGCGCAGGUAUAACUUCACCCUUGAGGACUUAGAUGUCACUUGUAAGUCUUACGAUCAUUUCAGAAAGUGCCUAUGUGAUCUAGAGGGUGUGUAUGAGUGUAUAGAAGAGUCAGCAGACAGUGAGUCAAGUUCUCAGGCAAAAAUACAAAGCUCUGAGUGGUCCAAGAUUACAGAGAGUCAGAAGGAAGAAAUAGGAAGAAAGGAACAUAGGGCAGAACCUAUAAGAUUUCUGGAGGUGAAAUCUGAACAAGUCUCAACAGACUUUCCUCAGUACUCUGACUACACAAGGGUGAAAGAGCUGGAACUCUGGAAAGUCAGCUCCAAAUUUCUCUCCUUAGAUUCUUAGUUUUUUAUUACCUGUCAUCAGUAGGACUCUAAAAUGAUUAUAAGCCAACCAAUCACUUAGAAGCUAGCUGCUUUGUCAGUAG
Molecule: messenger RNA, 1318 nt
Organism: Branchiostoma belcheri (Belcher's lancelet)
Lineage: Eukaryota; Metazoa; Chordata; Leptocardii; Amphioxiformes; Branchiostomatidae
Product: methyltransferase-like protein 22
Exons: 2
Coding region: 82-1236 (384 amino acids)
Biological process (GO): protein methylation
Cellular component (GO): nucleus
Molecular function (GO): protein methyltransferase activity
Source: RefSeq, a predicted model, not a curated record